Molecule: messenger RNA, 1487 nt
Organism: Podarcis raffonei (Aeolian wall lizard)
Lineage: Eukaryota; Metazoa; Chordata; Lepidosauria; Squamata; Lacertidae
Product: histone H1.5-like
Exons: 1
Coding region: 344-1324 (326 amino acids)
Source: RefSeq, a predicted model, not a curated record
UUUACGAAGUAGCAAUCUAGUAUUGAAAAGAAAAGAAAAAGGCUUUUCCUGACAUGGAGAUGUCUAGUGGGGGAAAGUGUAACCUGCUAAAUUUCCAUGCCAGCUCUACUUUUUUUAAUAGGACAAGGGGGAUGGAGCAGGUGAGGCGAGUUUAUGAAAGGUGAGUUCUCAAGAACAAAACGGAGGAAAGUGAUUGGCUGUUGGGAACAGAAGCAGGCUAGGAUUGAUUCCGUUCCAUCUAUAAAUACUUUGGACAGGAGUCACACGAGUCAGUCUCAUCAGAGGCUCCAUGCAGUGAGUAACAGAGUCCCAAAGAAGAGCAGCAACCCCACAAGAAGUGACAAUGAUUGAGGUUAUGACGCCUGUAGGAACACAGGCCCCAGUUCCUAGGAGAAAGAGGCCAGGCCGAGGCAAGAGAGGAGAAACUCGUUUCCCCGAAAAGUCGUCAAUAAUUACGAGGUCAAUGCAAAGGAGGAGAAGCCUGAAUCCUGGUAAGACCAUCAAGUCCCUCCCUAAUAUCUCAGGGCUCGUUGUCCAAGCGAUUGCCGCAAGUGCGUCGAACGGCCUCACCCUCACAGAGCUGAAGGAAGUCCUCAGCGCCAAGGGCUACAAUGUGAGGAGGCAAAGCCCCAGAACUCAGAGGAAAAUGCACGCCCUGGUGUUGAAAGGCGCUGUGGUGCGCAUGACUCACAGCGAUGGCUCAAAGUUUUUCGUCAUCAGGAAGCACCAGAGCAAGGCCAGCAAAAUAUUUGAAAACCCCAAAAGGACUGCAGGGGCAAGGAAAGUCCGAGUUGGGCGAAGGUAUGGCACAUGCACUGGCACAAAAACGAAAGGAGAAGUGGAGGGAGCCAAGAGCUCUGCGGAUAAGACGGGAGAGGCUCGCCAGAAACUCCGAAUCCCCAACAGGAGGAGACGAUGCCCCAGGAAAAAUGGCACUGGCCGGAGGUCGCAGAGGCUUGCCCAAAAAGCUGCUUCUAGCACGUCUGACAACUCGGAUAACAAAGCCGAAGAUCAGCACUGUUCCAGCAGGAGUGCUGCAUCUGCUUUGAAGACCACCAGGAACCUCAGGAACAGGCCUGCCUCUGCGGAGAAAUCAAAAAGGGCUAGCAGCAAAAGCACUUCGGAAAGGUCAAGGUCUUCUAAGAGCAACAGCACAACCUCUCCGAAAGGUGUGGGGAAGCCCUACAGCAAGGAAACACCCAGUGCAAAGAAAACAAGAUUCUGUAGGAGCAGAGAUGUUUCCUCUGCCAAAGAACAAAACUCCAUGGGGAAAGCUGCGUUUCCCCCCCGAAGGCCCAAGCGCAGAGCUAGACGAAGGAGAUAGCGGUACCAAAGUCCAAGGCAGGAAAGGCCUUAGAAAGGUUGCGUUUUGCUAAUAUAGAUGUGUGUCUUUUUUCAGAACUAUGUAAAAUUCAAUAAAGAUAACUAAUAAGCCCAAACAAGCAGCCUGCAAGAGUGGUUUCACUGUCUUAUGAGCCAGAGUAUUU